UUGUCCUUUCGGUCUUUCGCCAUAAAAGUAAAAAGUCUCUGAAACCCUCUUCCUCCUCGUCCUCCUUUUCAUCACUUCAGGGCUUAGGGUUUCAAUCGAUCCCCCUCCAAUCCACAGCCUCGAUCUGCAAGCUCAGCUGAAGAUCGCCUUCUCAGCAGCUCGGCUUCCUCUCUCGCCGCUUCCAUGGAGGUAUUAUUCAUCAGUCACUGUGUGAUAUCUGACACAAGGAUGGAAAAUAGCCAAGAGACUGUGAAGUCUGAGGCCCACUUGACAUCUGCAGCGGCCUUCGUGGAAGGUGGAAUUCAGGAUGCCUGUGAUGAUGCUUGCAGCAUUUGCCUUGAAGCCUUCUGUGACAGUGAUCCUUCAACGGUGACCACUUGCAAGCAUGAGUUUCAUCUCCAGUGUAUUCUUGAAUGGUGUCAGAGGAGCUCACAGUGCCCUAUGUGUUGGCAACCAAUCAGUCUGAAGGAUCCGACGAGCCAGGAAUUAUUGGAGGUGGUGGAACGUGAGAGAAGUUUUAGGUUUAACCCAUCAAGAAAUGCGACAAUAUUCCAUCACCCAACUCUUGGAGAUUUUGAGCUGCAACAUUUACCAGUGGGAGCAAACGAUGCUGAACUUGAGGAGCGUAUCAUUCAGCAUCUAGCUGCAGCUGCUGCUAUGGGACGAGCACGCCAUGUCACUAGAAGGGAGGGACGAAGGACUAGAAUAUCAGGUCAUGGUCGUCCACAUUUUUUGGUAUUCUCUGCUAAUCCUGAUGCACCUCCCAGCGGUCCCGCUGCUUCCUCCCCUGCUCACGGCGGCAGCAGUGAAUUAGUUUCUGAAGGCCCUGUCGUUGCAUCAUCUGCAUCUCCCAUAAAUGUGGAAGAUUCACCAAUAGGGUCUGCCGCAAUCUCCUCCCAAGCGGAGCAGGGUGCUUCCUCACCUUCUAGAUCAAGUCCUGUUGCCACCAGUCAGCAGGGACCAUUAUUGAAUACUAGGAGAUCACCUGGUCACUCUUCACCUAAUAGUCAAGAAAGAGCUGGACCGUCGGAGUUGCAAUCAUUUUCUGAAUCUCUAAAAUCGCGAUUUAAUGCAGUGUCGACAAGAUGCAAAGAGUCAAUUACAAAGAGCACCAGAGGUUGGAAAGAGAGAUUGUUCACACGGAACACUUCAAUGGCAGACCUUAGCUCUGAAGUUAGACGAGAGGUUAAUGCUGGAAUUGCUACUGUCUCGCGCAUGAUGGAGCGUCUUGAAACGAGAGAAGGUAAAGCCAGCUCUUCUGUUGGCAACAGUUCAGAGAAUGUUCCAGUUCUCGAAUCAAGCAGCCAGCAGAAUCCUGAAGCGACUAUCCAGAGUCAUCCGAACGACACCAAUACACAUGCUUCCUGCGCUGCGGGUUCUUGUUCCAGUUAGGCGUAUCUUUCAGUUGUAGCCUGAGACAGAAUCUUGGAUGGAAGCCAGUACGUCGUCUGCUGCAGUUGGGGAGGAUGGACAUCUUCAUGGAGUUAAUGCUCCUAGCAGUUGCAUCGGAUAGAUUUCGCACUCGUGGGAAAACCAUUUUAGGGGAAACAAAAGAAUUGGAAUAAAGGACUGAAACUAACAGAGCCCUCUUCGAAGCUGGAACCGUAGUAUAUGUUUUUAUUGUAAAUUCCUAUAUAUAUAUAAAAUACCGAUUACUCUAUAUAUAUGUUUCCUCAUGAUGUAUAACCGAAAAUGUCUCCUCUCUUA
This is a messenger RNA of Punica granatum (pomegranate), 1707 nucleotides long. Lineage: Eukaryota; Viridiplantae; Streptophyta; Magnoliopsida; Myrtales; Lythraceae. The record is from RefSeq and is a predicted model, not a curated record.